CAGUUUCAGUGAAACACUUCAGACAGAGCGAGUGAGGAAACAGCGAUGGGUUUUCUGCUGCCAGUUCUGCUCGCUUUGUUCGUCUCUCUGCUCGGGGGACUUUACCUCCUGGGAGCUUUCCGCCGCCGCCGGCCGGGCGAACCCCCGCUAGAUCGAGGCCCCCUUCCAUGGCUGGGUCAUGUGCUGGAAUUCAGGAGGGACACUGCGAAGUUCCUGGAGAGGAUGAAGAAAAAGCAUGGGGAUAUUUUUACGGUGCAGCUCGGAGGGUUCUACUUCACCUUCCUGACAGAUCCACAUUCCUUCGGAUCGGUGGUCAAAGAGGCUCGAGGUAAACUGGACUUUACUGAGUUCGCCCGGCAUCUGGUUGAGCGAGUUUUUGGGUAUCAUUCCCUAACAGAUGACCACAAGCUUUUGCAAGCCUCCAGCAACAAGCAUCUUAUGGGAGAGGGGUUGGUUGAAAUGACUCAGGCCAUGAUGAACAACCUCCAGAACCUCAUGUUGUACAGCUUGGGAUCUGGUGAAGAUUCUGCCAAUUGCGCCAAUUCCAUCAAUUGCGCCAAUUCCAGCAAUUCCACCAACUGCGCCAAUUCUGCCAAACCUUCCAAACCCUGGCGUGAAGAUGGACUCUUCCUGUACUGUUACAACAUCGUCUUCCGUGCAGGUUACUUGGCGCUCUUUGGCAAUGAGGCAGUAAAAACCUCUGGAACUUUGGAGAAAUCCAAGGAAGUUGACCGCAAUCAGUCUGAUGAACUCUUCCACGAAUUCCGGAAGUACGAUCAACUCUUCCCCAAGCUGGCAUAUGGAGUCUUGGGUCCCUUUGAGAAGAUGGAGGCCGAGCGACUGAAGAGGAUGUUCUGGAACAUUCUCUCGGUGCAGAAGGUGACGUCCAAGGAGAACAUCAGCCCCUGGGUGAGCGAGGCGCAGCAAGUCCGGGCCGAGAACGGCAUGGACGAGGAAAUGCAGAACAGGUACAUGUUCCUCCUGCUUUGGGCGUCCCAGGGCAACACAGGUCCUGCAUCUUUCUGGUUGCUUCUUUUCCUCAUGAAGCACCCUGAAGCCAUGAAAGCCAUCAGGGCUGAGGUGGAGGAGGUUCUCCGACAAACCGGGCAGGAGGUGAAGCGAGGUGGACCACUGAUCAAUCUGACCAGAGACAUGCUACUCAAAACCCCCGUUCUGGACAGUGCGGUGGAGGAGAGUCUUCGGGUGACAGCCGCCCCCGUGCUGACCAGGGCCGUCCUGCAGGACAUGACCCUGAAGAUGGCCGACGGGCAGCAGUACAACAUCCGGCAGGGCGACCGAGUGGCCCUGUUCCCGUACACCGCCGUCCAUAUGGACCCGGAGGUUCACCCCGACCCCCAAACCUUCAAAUAUGACCGAUUCCUCAACCCGGACGGCAGCAAAAAGACGGACUUCUACAAAGACGGGAAGAAACUCAAGUACUUCAUCAUGCCGUGGGGCGCCGGCGUCACCAUGUGCCCCGGGAGAUUCUUCGCCACCAACGAGCUGAAACAGUUCGUCUUCCUCAUGAUCACGUAUUUUGACUUUGAGCUGAAGAACCCAGAUGAGGAGAUUCCAGACAUAGACACCAAGCGAUGGGGAUUCGGCACGAUGCAGCCAACCAGAGACAUCCAGUUCAGAUACAGGCUCAGAUUUUAGCCUUGUUUUGCUAGCUCAGUUUGUUAGCUUAAUGCUAAUCAUCAUUUCAUAUUAUAUUAUUGUCGGUUAGAUUUCUAAAAAUGUUACAAAUGAGCAUGUCUCUUCUUUAUUGAUAUAUUAUCUCCUAUCUAUCAGAAUCAGACUCAGUGGGAGCGAUAUAAGGUUAUUUAAGAUUUUAGAAAAGUUUUAAUCACAUCCACAAUGUAUGUCGAUUUUUUAUAGUUUUCUUUUUUGUGAAACUUUAUGAAAUAUUGUUUUAACCCAAAGUGUUUGCAUGGUUAUAAACUCUACACUGUAAAAUACAACACAGGUUUGAUUGAUUGUUUAUUGAGAACGAAAUAAAUCAGAUCAGGUAAAAAAAAAAAAAUCCAAUCAUACAAACAUAUAAUCUGUCCAAUAUGUAAUAGAUGUACACUACAGGUCAAAAGUUUUAGAACACCCCUAUAGUUUAUUAGUCUUUUUUUUUAUAUCUUUAUUAUUGCACUUUUUCAUCAGUCAGACUAACUUAACUCUAAUUCUUCUAACUUCUAAUUCUUCUGAGCUAAAGGCUAAAGCUGCUGUUUCCAUGUGGGUUAGCCAGACGUCUUCCUGUAGCAGUUGUCUCCAGUUUCCAGGAGGUGUAGAAAACAGUACUCACCGCUCUCGUCUUCAGACUAUUAUUAUGGUAUACGAUUUUUUUAUUUCAAUAAACUAUUUUUUUUUUUUUUACAAAAAAAGUUUAUUUUAAGUUUUUGGUUCAUUUGUUUGCUGUAAAGUUCCUGGCCAAAAUGUUGUACACUGCAUUUUGUACAUUUCUGUUUUUUGACUGGACAUAAAGAUCUUAAAUUGCAAAAAUAAAAGGGAUUGUUCUAAAA
Molecule: messenger RNA, 2510 nt
Organism: Astyanax mexicanus (Mexican tetra)
Lineage: Eukaryota; Metazoa; Chordata; Actinopteri; Characiformes; Acestrorhamphidae
Product: 5-beta-cholestane-3-alpha,7-alpha-diol 12-alpha-hydroxylase
Exons: 1
Coding region: 46-1656 (536 amino acids)
Molecular function (GO): heme binding; iron ion binding; sterol 12-alpha-hydroxylase activity
Source: RefSeq, a predicted model, not a curated record